CUCAUUUGGCUUCUGCGUUCUUCUUAAGCGGGCGCACAGAGAGAGAGAGAAAGAGAGAGAGAGAGAGAUGGUUGUGACGAAAGAAGAGGUUGUAGCCGCCCUCACUUCCUCUCUCAGCCCUUCUCAUCUUCAAGUGAUCGAUACAUCCGGGGGAUGUGGAGCGAGCUUCGAUGUGGAGGUGGUCUCGGAGAAGUUUGAGGGGAAGAGGCUUCUGGAGCGUCACCGUUUAGUCAACGCGGCGCUGGCGGAGCAGAUGCCGCAAAUCCACGCACUCUCCAUCAAGAAAGCCCUCACUCCCUCACAGUGGAAACCCCAGUCAGAGAAUGAAGAGCCAGCUAAGAUUUGAGAGGUCAAGAGCUUUACUAGAAUCAUGUGACUUUGAUCUUUUCUUGAAGAAUGUCUUCUUGUGAACUUUAUUCCAGCAACCCCUUACUUCUGGUUUAUACUUUGCUUGAAAAUCCACAUAUAUAUACUUUUUAUAUUGAUAAAGUAAAAAAAAUAUGUACUUUUGAUAUGCAGACUUGUAAGCUUAUUUGAUUUUCAUCAUGCAUAUUUUGCUAUUUGUUGUGGCUAAA
Messenger RNA from Dendrobium catenatum, 575 nucleotides. Its product is annotated as protein BOLA2. The coding region runs from base 68 to 346 and encodes 92 amino acids. The record is from RefSeq and is a predicted model, not a curated record. Lineage: Eukaryota; Viridiplantae; Streptophyta; Magnoliopsida; Asparagales; Orchidaceae. Gene Ontology annotation, biological process: intracellular iron ion homeostasis. Gene Ontology annotation, molecular function: 2 iron, 2 sulfur cluster binding. The transcript has 3 exons. Gene Ontology annotation, cellular component: nucleus; cytosol.